AACUGUUUCCUUUGUUUUUCACUACCAAAAAACCAUUCGGUUCGUUGUUUCUUGUUUCUUAGUGUGUUUUUGAAAGACGUUUGAAUCUUUCAGGUUUUCUCUGACGUUAAAAGCUAGAAACAAUGUCUGAAAAGGUGGGAGCAAUAGGUGGUACCAAGGGAGGAGUAUUCGAUGAUGGCGUUUUUGAUGGAGUUAAGAAUAUAAUUGUUGGAAAAGAUUUUCGCACGGUAACAUAUAUCAAGAUCGAAUACGAAAAGGAUGGAAAAUAUGAAAUCCGUGAACACAGGACAAACCGUGGACAACUAGAAGAGUUUUCAGUAGAUUAUCCAAGUGAAUAUAUCAUAGCCAUUUGUGGAAGCUACGAUAAUAUUUUCGUUUAUGGAUCUACAUUGAUCAAAUCUUUACUCUUCAAAACCUCUUAUGGAAGAAUAUCUCCGAUACUUGGUCACACAACGUUAUUAGGAAAUCCAGCAGGGAAAGAAUUCAUGCUUGAAGGUAAAAAUGGAGGAAAACUUCUUGGGUUCCAUGGACGUUCUGGUCAAGCUCUUGAUGCCAUUGGAGCACACUUCACUGUAGUGGAUUCGUCUCUUAAGACAUUUAAACUUCAAGGUGGCAAUGGAGGGUUUGCUUGGGACGAUGGCGCUUUUGAUGGUGUUAGAAAAGUGCUCAUUGGACGAAAUGGUAAGAACGUGGGUUAUGUCAGGUUUGAGUAUGCGAAAGGCCAAAUAACGGUACCGCAUGCUCAUGGGAACAAACAAGAAGCUCCACAAGAGUUUCUGGUGGAUUAUCCUAAUGAACAUAUUACAUCAGUGGAGGGAACAAUCGAUGGUUACCUUACGUCGCUUACGUUUAAGACAUCGAAAGGAAGAACCUCCCCUGCUUUUGGGACUGUGGUCGGUAGCAAAUUUUUGUUCGAGGAAACAGGUUUAAAACUUGUUGGGUUUUAUGGUCGGUCUGGUAAUGUUAUUGAUGCUCUUGGUGCACAUUUUGCCCCUCUUCCCACCACUCCCGCUCCCGCUCCCAUUCCAGUUCCUGCUCCCACUCCCAUUGGAAGCACUGGCGGGACAGGAUCUCACACAGGAGGAAGCAGAUUGGACACAUGUUCAGAUGGAACCCAAAAGAUGGAAGCACAAGGAGGUAAGGGAGGCAAUCAAUGGGACGAUGGAUCAGAUCACGACGAUGUAACAAAGAUAUAUGUUGCAGCUGGUGGUUUAGGAAUUGAGAACAUUAAGUUCGAUUAUAUUAAAAGCGGAGAGAGAAAGGGAGGAAUUUUCCAUGGUGUGAAAGCUAGUAGAGCUAUCGUUUCUACGAUCGGGAUAGGCCAUCCCAAGGAGUAUCUCGUUUCCGUAGAGGGUUGGUAUGACUCUUCUAAUAUCAUUCAAGGAAUCAAGUUCCAAACCAACAACAAUACUUCUGUUUUCAUUGGAUAUGAAUUUUCUGGAGAUGGUACACAAUUUUCACUUCAAGUUAAAGACAAGAAGAUCAUCUGUUUCCAUGGUUUUGUCGGCUCUCAUCUCAAUUCUCUUGGAGCUUAUUUCGCUCCAACCUCAUCCUCUUCUUCCUCCUUGACUCCUACUCCCAACAAACUUGAAGCGCAAGGAGGAAAUGGUGGAGAAACAUUUGACGAUGGUGCUUUCGAUAAUGUAAGAAAGGUUUAUGUUGGUCAAGGCGAUUCCGGUGUUGCUUAUAUUAAGUUUGAAUACGAAACAAAUGGCAAAAGAGAAACACGCGAACAUGGAAAAAUAACAUUGCUAGGAACAGAAGAGUUUGAGGUUGAUUCGGAUGACUACAUCACAUCUGUUGAGUUUUACUAUGAGAAAGUCUUUGGCACACCAACUGAUAUCAUAACAUCUCUUAUUUUAAAAACAUUCAAAGGCAUUACCUCUCAGCCUUUUGGAAUGGUUUCCGGAAACAAAUCUAUACUCGAAGGAGGCAAAAUCGCUGGGUUUCAUGGACGAGCAAGCAAUGUUAUCCAUUCUUUAGGAGCAUAUAUAUCUCCCUCGAUGACAUCUUCUACUCCAGCAACUCCUAAGUCCUUUAAACUUCCAGCACAAGGCGGAAACGGAGGAGUUUCUUGGGACGAUGGUGCUCAUGAUCAUGUGAGAAAAGUUUACGUAGGACAAGGCGAUUCUGGUGUGGCCUUUUGAUAGACUCCUGGAAAGGAAUCUGCUCCCAAGAACACACUUGCAAGGUAUUGAAGAUGAUCGGAUGGAUUGAUGAUGAUCAAUGGAUCGAAGAUACAAUAGAUUGAUCAAAUGGAAGGUGAAGGGGUGGUUUAUGCAGCGGAUUGAAAGAGAUGGAAUGGUGAAAUGAUGCAGCGGAUGAAAAGGGGAUUGAAAUGAACUUCCAAGAGAGAUGGAAAUCUCUUAGACUUCAGGCUCGAAUCCAACUUAGAUAUUACACACUAAGAAGAAGACAAGUUGAGAAGAUAUUACACACUUCUCAGAUCAAACAAGUAGAAAAGAAGUUUUGAUUAAAAUGUUUGAUGAGUUACAAAUGAGAGAUACAUGGUGCUUAAAUAGAAAAGAGGGAACGAAGGAGAAGAGUCUAGAAGGAGAAGAGGUCGAGCACAUGCAAGAGUCCACACUCAUGCAAGCUCAUGCACAAAGUCUUGGAAAUUACAAAACAAUAAAUGCAAAGAGAUAGAAAGAAAAUGGGCCAAGGCUUUGUAAUGGACCUUGGACCACGACUUGGGCUGGCAAAGGGGCUUGAAAAUGUUACUUAGGUCUCAUUAAAAACCUUGUCAAGAAAACCCAAUGGGACAAAACUUGACCAAGGGAAAAAGAGCACGAAAGCAACAUUUUACCCUUUACCGAGCACCUUAAGCUGUGAGCAAUGUCAUAGUGGUUUGAGCCACGUCUUCUUGGUUCUUUUUCAGAUCCUUGAGUAGUCCUUGGAUGGCUUGGUUGAACCUCUUCACUUUGGACCUUUUUAGCGGACCCGCCGGAAUGAUCAAUGCCUCCUCCAGUACAAGCUGCUCCUUUGAUGCUUCCGCUGGUACAAGCUGCUCCUCCGGUGCUUCCUCUGGUCCAAGCUGCUCCUCCGGUGCUUCCUCUGGUUCAAGCUGCUCCUCAGGUUCGUGCUGUUUGGUUGAGCUGGCCAUGGUUUCAUCAUCCUCUCCCACUUGAAAAGGAUUUGACCUCAAAUCCGAAUUAUCUGCACAAUAAGGAAAAAGAUCAGAAACAUUGAAACUACCACUAACUUUGUACUUACCUUGGAGGUCGACUUGGUAGGCAUUGUUGUUUAUUCUUUUGAGCACAGUGAAUGGUCCAUCAAUCUUUGGCAUUAGUUUUGACUCCUUUUCAGCUGGAAAUUGUUUACUCCUCAAGUGUACCAUUAGUUGUUCGCCAACCUCAAAGAUCAUCCUAAAACAACCAUUGGAUUUAUGAUCAUGCAUCAAAAUAUCUCCAAUGCCGGUUCUCACAAAGAUUUUGGACGAAAGAACUGCUAAAUCUGGGGGCUCCUCUUUUGUACCUGCAAAGUUGUCAAUACCUUUGGCAAAGAUCAAGUGUGUCAUUAUAGUCAUGGAUUCACUAUAAACAUGAAAAUAUAUCCUAGCUUGGUACAAAACACUAUCCUUGUCAUGUUCAGAAUUUUCUUUGAAUAAACCUAACCCUUUCCCAUGAUUUUCUGAAUGUAACAAACUGAUAAUCAAAGCUCUAGCAUCAUGAGAAAAAAAUUGGGUUAAGGAAUUACUUAGCUGGAUAAUGCCUUGGGUAUGAUCAAUGCUCAUCAUGAUUAAUGGAAGUGGAUCUGGCGGUUCUUCUUGGAUCAGUAUGAAGCUGCUGACAUCUUGGUGCUCAUCUUGAUCCAAAUAAGGUGGCUUAAAUCUUUUGUCUCCACUUUCUUUUCGGUUUUGAUUAUGCGCUUCUUGACCACUCUAAAAUCUGUAUUUGGCUCUUUUGACAAAGACAAGCGAAUCAUAUCUGUGUGAUCUUGGAUAAAAGUAUCCUUGAUAAUAAAAAUACUUAUCUUAUGACAGUUUGGUAUGAGCACAAGUGUUGCAUCAGGUGGUUCAUCUUUGAGCGUUAAGUAAGCUUUCACUAUUUUUCCAUGCUCCGCAAGAUCUCCUACAUCAAAAGGAAAAAGUUUAGGUACAUAAGAAAAGUUUAAACAGAUAUUCAUGUAAUUGUUAUCAAAAUAGAGUUUUAGAUUGGAGCAUCCUUGGGCGAUCAAAGUUGUUUUCCGGAGAUACUUCCAGCUUCUAACUCCAAAAUGAUAAAUCAUCUGUUGGCAUAUAUCUGGUGGUUUCUCCUUUAUUUGAACAGAACAUGUUUCUUCUCCAAAGUACUUAUGCUUCUCCAUGUAACCUGUUCCUUUUGUUGUACUCAUGGGAUAGAACAAAUGCAUUAUACUUGAAAUAGAGAAAUCAAAAACAUGAUCUUUCACAGUUGGUUUGAAAAGCUCAUUGCACAGUUUACAAUCACACAACUUUUUUUCAAGCAAAUGUCUCAUGUCAGAAAAAGGUUUAACCAUUACAUGCUCAAAUUUUCUUUUAAAUGGUUCCAUUGCAAUGCUACACAAAGAAACUCUCAAAGAAGAGUUAAAGUCAAGAAACUUCUUAAACAAUAAACCUUUUGGCUUAAAGAACUUUUCAAAAGUAAAUGUUUCAAAACUUGGAAUCAUUUUGUUAAAAACAGAUUUUGAAACACAAAAUUCUUUCACAUUUUCUAAACCAAAACGUUUUUCAUCUUGAGCAGAAAUCAUCACAAAAUAAUUAGGAUCUGUCCUAACCAAAUCAAGUUCCUUACAGUGCUUUCUUGGGUAGUCACAAAGAUAUGGUAUAGGGACUGGGUUUGGCACCAUGUUGAUCUGCUCCGAAUCACUAAUCAAUGGCAAACUCAUUUGUUUUGUUUCUAGUGAUUCUUCUUCCUGAACCUGUAAAAAGGAAUUAAUUCUACUCGGUUGCUCCGGUACCAAAUGGGUUAGUUUUUCAAGCACAAAAUCAGAUUGAAUUAAAGAAAGAUCACACUUAGCUUGAGAUAGAGUCAUAGGUCCAGUUGGUAUAACAACAUCAUCCUCAGCAAUGAACUUUCUAUCAUUGGCUUCUUCUCCAAGCUGUUUCUCCUCGGUUCCGGAUUGAUCCUUUCUUUCAAACUCCUUAUUCUCCUUUUCUUGCUCUGCUUGCUUCCAUUGUCCUCAAUUAGAAUCUGUACCUAUCUCAACACUUUUGGGAAAAGACAAGUGCAUCAUACAAGAAUUGGAAUUUUCUAAACCUUGAUCAAUUAAUUCCUUGGAUUUUGAAAGUGUAGAAGACUUACAUUGCUUUGGUUCACCACAUGAUUCAAGCGAUGAAUUUUGACUUUGCUUGUGAAUGACAAUCUAUUCAUGUACCUUCUUUGGUUGAGAUGUUGACUUAGCUUUCAUCUUCUCAAUUUUAAUGUACUCAGUUAAUGCCUCAAAAAGAUCUGAUUGCGCCUUAGCCUCAACAGAUGUUGGGUUUCUCUUUUGGUCUGGGACUUUGACUGGUUUCUUUUCAGGAACUGCUUUGAUUGUGGCAUUGGUUAGUGGAGCACGGUGUAGUGCUUGUGGAGCAUACUUGUUCCUUAGAAGUUUCUUAAGAUCUCUCCACAAUGUGAUAUUCGGCUCCUUGUAAUACCAACGGUCAUCAACUUCUUGCAACAACCAUUUGUAAGCGUCUCCUGUGAGUUGGGUAACUGCAAAAGCUAAUCUCUCCUUUCCAGGUAUGUCCUUGUAGUAGAACCAAUCCUCCAUGUGUUUCUCCCAUUCAAGGUAAUCUCCUUUUCCUGCAAAUUUAUAGAGUUUAUAAGCUAAAGAGAUUUUAGAAUGAAUCACAGAUUUAGAUUUGAGAGUGUGAGAUGUUUUUUGUAAGCUGCUCCAGGUUGAUCUAGAUGUGUCAUCUGGUGGCUUGGGUUUAAGAUCUUGGUGUUGUCUUUGACGUAGAGCACCAAGCUUUUCGUCAAGCAUUGUUGCCAUAGCAGCUGUGAUUGAUUUCGUGAUUCUCCUUUCCAGGCUAGAGGUGGAUGACUCUUCUUCUUCCAACGUCACCAUGGUACCUGAAAAGACAGAAACAAAGAUCCACCAGUAAAUAGUUCUAAAGACACGUAAAUGAAAACAGAUCUGAGAAAAUUAUGAAAACGAAUCCAAAAAUUCUCAAAUCAAUUUUCAAAAAUACUAGACUCAAAGACGAUCCAAACGCAAUUGAUUUCGUAAUUUUUAAACGAGUAAAACAGUUUAUAAAACUCUUGUAAGAUGAAGCGACAUAUCUGAAAAUAAGAGAAAAGUGACGAUUGGAAUUCAAAACCUGAUUGCAGAGCGGUUGCUCUGAUACCACAUGAUAGACUCCUGGAAAGGAAUCUGCUCCCAAGAACACACUUGCAAGGUAUUGAAGAUGAUCGGAUGGAUUGAUGAUGAUCAAUGGAUCGAAGAUACAAUAGAUUGAUCAAAUGGAAGGUGAAGGGGUGGUUUAUGCAGCGGAUUGAAAGAGAUGGAAUGGUGAAAUGAUGCAGCGGAUGAAAAGGGGAUUGAAAUGAACUUCCAAGAGAGAUGGAAAUCUCUUAGACUUCAGGCUCGAAUCCAACUUAGAUAUUACACACUAAGAAGAAGACAAGUUGAGAAGAUAUUACACACUUCUCAGAUCAAACAAGUAGAAAAGAAGUUUUGAUUAAAAUGUUUGAUGAGUUACAAAUGAGAGAUACAUGGUGCUUAAAUAGAAAAGAGGGAACGAAGGAGAAGAGUCUAGAAGGAGAAGAGGUCGAGCACAUGCAAGAGUCCACACUCAUGCAAGCUCAUGCACAAAGUCUUGGAAAUUACAAAACAAUAAAUGCAAAGAGAUAGAAAGAAAAUGGGCCAAGGCUUUGUAAUGGACCUUGGACCACGACUUGGGCUGGCAAAGGGGCUUGAAAAUGUUACUUAGGCCUCAUUAAAAACCUUGUCAAGAAAACCGAAUGGGACAAAACUUGACCAAGGGAAAAAGAGCACGAAAGCAACAUUUUACCCUUUACCGAGCACCUUAAGCUGUGAGCAAUGUCAUAGUGGUUUGAGCCACGUCUUCUUGGUCCUUUUUUCAGCUCCUUGAGUAGUCCUUGGAUGGCUUGGUUGAACCUCUUCGCUUUGGACCUUGUUAGCGGACCCGCCGGAAUGAUCAAUGCCUCCUCCAAUACAAGUUGCUCCUUUGAUGCUCCUCCGGUACAAACUGCCUUGGAGUAAGAACAGGAGAAGAAUAAAUGAUCUUUGGUCUUUAGGGGCGCCAGACAGAAUACACAAGAUGAGGGAGUGCUAAGAUUCCAGCUCUGCAUUCUAUCACCAGUUGUUAACCGAUUCUUUGUUGCAAGCCAGGCUAUAAAGGAAAACUUAGGCGUGGCAUAGGUGAACUAGAUACCUCUAUACCAGUCCUGCUUUGGUUUUUGGUCCCGUAGAGUGUACCAAACAUCUUUUGUGGAGAAAUCUGCUCUGAAUUUGUUCCCCCUGCCUUCCAAAGGACCACAUCCUUUGUUUCUACAGGCCCCCUGCGCCGAAUAUCCUCAAGACAAUCUUCUAUUUGGAUGAGAUGAGUAGCUCGGUGUCGUCACCGUCGAUGAGACGAAAGCACCUGAGCCAGAGUGUCAUUAAUACCAAUACCCAUAUCAAUACAGCCUCUCUGUCCCGUGAUAGCAAAGAGCGGCCCUAGGGGAGACCAAUUGUCAUGCCAAAAAUAAAUACUCUGCCCGUUACACACUUCAUAUUUGACAAAAUCUGGGGCUAGGCAGCGAUAUUUUAGCAUUUUUUCCACAUCCAAGAGCGUGACACCGAGGACUCACUGAUCGACCAAAAUGAACUCUUGCGGAGCAAGUAAGUACGCAGCCAGGACACCCACAAAGAUUUAGAGGAAAAGAGUAGCCAAAUAAGUUUUAAGCAAGUGACCUUGUUUGCCAUGGUUAAUGAUCGUAUCCCUAAACCUCCUUCCUCCUUUGGGAGACAAAUAUCUUUCCAAGAAACCUUAGCCUUUCUUUGGACCAGACCAUAGAAAAGCACAACACAUGCCAUCAAUUUCCUUGAUACAGGCACUAGGGAGGCGGUAAGAAGACAUCCAAAAAUUAGUGAGCAUGUGAAUAACUGAACUGAUCAGCUGCAGCCUUCCGGCAAAAGAAAGGUGACGAGUAGUCCAGCUAGAAAAACGGCUUCAGAUACAGUCGAAUAGUGUUAUUAAAGAAAGAAAUAUGGAAUUUUAAUAAAGUAAUGUUAUUUAGUAUGAUUGUUGUACGUUGAAAUAGGUGGUUUGAUAUUGGUCAGUUUGUUCGCUACAAAAAAAGUUCGGAUCAUAUUCGUAAAACUAGCUAGUGAUAGUAAUCAUAGUCCGUGUGAACAUUAUUAUUAUGCUACUGUAAAUUGUGUUUAAACUAUAUGCAUUAUUAUUGUUAGGUGGAGCAAAAGUCAAAUGGACCUGGACCAAGAUGCUCGCACGCUAUAGCAAUGGUUGGAGACAAAAUGUACUCUUUUGGAGGAGAGUUAACGCCAAAUUUUCACAUCGAUCAACAUUUAUACGUCUUCGAUUUCAAGACUCACACAUGGUCACUUGCUCCUCCUAAUGGCGAUGUUCCAGACCUCCCUUGCUUAGGUGUUUGCAUGGUAGCCAUCGGCACUAACCUCUACGUCUUUGGUGGUCGCGAUGGCCACCGUAAUUACAGUGGUUUCUACUCUUACGACACAGUUAAAAGCGAGUGGAAAUUCAUAACUCACGUUGAUAAAGGACCAGCACCCCGUAGCUUCCAUGCAAUGGCUACUGAUGACAAGAAUGUCUAUUUCUUUGGUGGAGUGAGUACUACAGCACGGGUCAAUACACUUCAUGCUUAUAGCAUUGUUGAUCAAAAAUGAAUUCAGCUUCCGAAUCCUGGAGAGUUUUGCAAAGGGAGAGGAGGACCAGGGCUCGCAGUUGUGCAGGGAAAGAUUUGGGUUGUGUAUGGAUUUAACGGGGAUGAACUGGAUGAUGUUCAUUGCUAUGACCCUGUUGAAGGUAAGUGGACUAAAGUGGAAACAAGUGGUGAAAAGCCAUGGGGGAGGAGCGUAUUUUCGAUAGCAGUUUUGGGGAAAUAUAUUAUUAUAUCUGGAGGUGAGACUGAUAUGGACCCAAAGGCUCAUUUGGGGCCGGGGAAAUUGACCAGUGGGACUUUCGUGUUGAACACGGAAAAUUUGACGUGGGAGAAGCUGGAAGAAGGUCAUAGUCCCCGUGGAUGGUCCGCGUCCACGAGUGCCUGCAUUGAUGGAAAGAAAGGUUUGUUGAUGUAUGGAGGGAAGUCUCCAACCAAUGGUCGUUAUGAUGACGUCUUUUUCUAUGGAGUAGACUCUGCUUAAGACCGCUUAGUGUUGGUGAGUUUGUGAAUUGUGAGUUUUCGCAAGUAUGGUAUGUUGCAAUCAAAUUAAGGAGGGAUUUGGUUUGGAGACUCUUGCUUGGUUUGUCUACAUAUUGUCUGUGUUUUAGUUUGGAUUAUCUACAUUUUGUGUGUGUUUUAGUUUCCUUCCUCUUGAUUUCGUAAAAGAAGGUUCAUGCUUAUGGAUUUUUCACUCAAGUCUAAGUUUACUAUGCGUGGGGGUGUUUUAGUGUGAGUGCUUUAUGCGUGUUUUAGUGUGAGUGCUUUAUGCGAACAUGUGAUUUUCUGCCCUCAUGGUGUCUUGUCACUUGUUGAUUGUAGUAAAGAAUAUCUAUCUUUUAUAUCUCUUUUAUUUUGAAAAAAACUUUCAAAAUAAAA
Molecule: messenger RNA, 9686 nt
Organism: Camelina sativa (false flax)
Lineage: Eukaryota; Viridiplantae; Streptophyta; Magnoliopsida; Brassicales; Brassicaceae
Source: RefSeq, a predicted model, not a curated record